GGGUUUGAACUAUACUCCAUGGUGCCUUCCAUAUGUCCUUUAGAGACUCUCCACAACUCCUUGUCUUUAAAGCAGGUGGAUGAAUUUCUUGCUGCCAUCGCAGCUCCUUCAAGUGACUGUCUUCUGGAUACCCCCACUGCUUCUCCCUGUACACCUGGUUUUCAUGUUGGUAGCAGAAAGGUGUCCUUGAAUACAUAUACGCCAACGAAAAUACUACCAACACCACUGUUUCCGAGCAUGGACCUUUCCAGUUCAAGCACUUCCACUCCGUAUGGCGGUGGAGCAUCCAACACCAUAUCUGGAACUGACCUUGUCCAAGAGGAGAGAGAGUCCACUGAGGUCAAAGCAGAUGGCUGUAUGCAAGCAACACUGAACCUGCAUCCCUGA
Molecule: messenger RNA, 387 nt
Organism: Staurois parvus
Lineage: Eukaryota; Metazoa; Chordata; Amphibia; Anura; Ranidae
Source: the annotation of a GenBank genome assembly